Molecule: messenger RNA, 3705 nt
Organism: Octodon degus (degu)
Lineage: Eukaryota; Metazoa; Chordata; Mammalia; Rodentia; Octodontidae
Gene: Efcab8
Product: EF-hand calcium binding domain 8
Exons: 26
Coding region: 1-3705 (1234 amino acids)
Molecular function (GO): calcium ion binding; protein binding
Source: RefSeq, a predicted model, not a curated record
AUGUCUCCUGAGAACUUUAGAGAGAGCCCUAACUCUGAAAAGCUGUCCAUCCUAGGUGAAUUCCAGGACCAGGAGGAUCCUGAUUCCCCACCACCCAUCAUUCUUAGCCAUAAUCCUGACACCCCAUUGAGCACUCAGCUGUUCACUGGGCUGCACCUGGCUGAGAUGGAGAAAAUGUUUGAGGAGGGCAUUGGCUCCACUACAGCCAUGGACCUGGAAACUUUCAUCAGGACCAUGAAGACGAUCCUGAGCAACGUGUCAGAGGAGGUCCUGGAGUCAGUGUUUCUCAAGGUGGAUUCGGAUGGUAAUGGUUUCGUCACCUGGCCAAAGUACAUGGACUACGUGAUGCACGAGUUCCAGGGCCAGGAAGAGAUGAGGAGGAGUCAGUACCGCCUGCGCUUCCACCUUCCCAUGCGGAUCGUCCCCCUACGGCAUGGGUGUGAGGUCGUGAAAGUUGAAUUUUUAAUACAGCGGUUCAAGAAGAUUAGAUGUUUCCUGACUGUCACCAAGGAUGGGGUCCUGCAGUUCUGGUCUGAAUCCUUCUUGCUGAUUAGGUCCUUUAGGCUCAGCCACACCCAGCAGCACCACAACCAGCAGAUGUGGGUCAUCGACCUGGUGAGCCUGCACAACCUGAACCUCAUUGCGGUUUCAUCUACUGAGCUAAAGAUAGAGUUCUUUGACAUCAGUAACUAUAAAUGUGUCCGGGCCUUCACCUUUACUGAACUGGAUAACUGCAUCCUGGUCAUGAACUACUGGUCUGAUUAUCACAAAGGUGUGUUCUGCCUUGGGGACACCAACGGCAAUGUCAUCAUUUUCACUUCUGAAAAUGUGGCCAAUGGGCUGUUCAACCCACGUGUCCUUCCUAGGACUUCCAAAUGGGAUAGCUGGGUCAGUGUUUCCAUGCAGAAACUCUUAAAUGAGAAGUCCAUCUUGUACAGAAGUUACUGGCUGCCGGCUCUCCAUCCCAACUGGUGUCAGCAGGUCAAGUUUGUCCCUCAGAUGAACAUGGUGGUCUCCUGUUCAGCUGUUGAGAAGUCCUCUAUGGUGCUGACGAUGUUGCCAGCCAAAGACCCAGAGAAACUCAAGUUUUCAGUGCUGAAUUUAAAAAAAGGAAUUCUUUGCUUUGAUUACUGUGCAGACAAGAACUUCCUAGCAACUGGUGGAUAUGACUCCCACAUCCGUUUGUGGAACCCCUUCAUCUCAAAGAGGCCUGUGUGGUUGAUGAAGGGACAUCAGACCUCAGUGACACACAUCAUCGUGGACAGCAAGAACAGCAGCAUCCUCAUCAGUAUCUCCAGGGACAAGAACAUCCGCGUGUGGGACCUGCAGGACUACGUGUGCCUCCAGACCUUCUCUGGAAAGCAGUUUUCCCUGGGAAACUACCCCAUCACCAGUGCCUACUUCCACACCAACGACAAUACCCUCAUCUGCAGUACCUACUCUGUUGGCAUCCUUAAAGGAUACUUAGAGGCUCAUGGGCCUAUGAAAUCAGGGAAGACCACAACUCACAAUUCAGCCCUGUGCGCUGUCCUCUACAGCAAGAUCUUCAAGCAGGUGGUGAGUGGCUGCCAGCAGGGCAUGGUGAGCGUGUGGGAGAUCACAACAGGGAAGAGGAUGAUGGAGUUCUGCGUGUCUGGGACCCGGCUCGUGGAGCUCACCGCCAUGGCCCUGGACGUGCACGAGCGAUGCCUGCUCACGGGCUUGCUGGAUGGCACGAUGAAGAUGUGGAACUACAACACUGGAGAGUGUCUGCUGACUUUCCCCAACCCCGACAGAGUAGAGAUCACGGGCAUUGUCCAUAUGAACAAAGUAUACUACAUGACGGGAUGGAGUAAGAGGAUCACUAGUUUCAUGUUCCACAAGGCCAAGCCAGUGCUCUUGUGCCACCACUGGCAGACCUUCCACACGGAGGAUGUGCUCUGCAUGGCCAAGUACCAGAACCAGUUCCUUGCGACCUCCUCCUACAAUGGGGACAUUCUCUUCUGGAACGUCAACAUGUUGAAGCCCAUCUUGAAAUUCAAUGCCUCCUUGAGCCCCCUGCCCUUGCAGCCUGUGAAGCUGCGAGAAAUGGAGGAAUGUAUGGCCAGCAGGCCCAGAAAAACCUGCCUGGAGAGGAGGUGGGCACACAAGACCUCCAUGAAGCUCCCUUGCUCUGGCUGGAGGGCUGUGGACAGGGCCAGCCUGAGGCAGACCCUGAUGUCAGCUCCUGUGGUGAUGAGACACUCAGGUGCCAAGGAGCCAGAGAGGCCUCUGUCCUACCAGGUAUCUUUUAGCACUGGCAGAACCAACUCAUCAAACAAGUCUCUUGACAAACAGUCAUUUCACAGAGAAGCUGAAUUGAGAGAGAAGGAAUCCCAGAGGAAAAUAUUGCUGCAAUCCAGUGCAUCAGUGGAGAAGAUCAUCUUCCUGCAGACCAGGCCUCGCCUGCCACACACGGCUGCCAUGCUGAGCAGCAGCAUAGAUGGCUACAUCUAUGCUUGGUCCAUCCAUGGAAAUGGAGGCUUGCUGGGGAAAUUCCCUGUGGACCUGGAAGAUAAUGGGGACAUUGUGGGUGCCAUGGCCACUGAUGAAAAUGACUGGAUCCUUAUCACAGGAGAUUGUAAAGGACGCAUCAAGAUAUGGGACAUCAAAGAUUACUGCACAUUUGCUGGCCACUGGCCACCCCAAUCCAGUGCAGUGAAGAACUCCACUGAAACAGAGAACAAGUUCCGGCUCUUAAUUCCCAAUCAGCUCCAGGCCAACAUCCCAUACUAUAUUCCUCUGCAAGAGAAGGAGGUUGUGAAUGGCCAGACCAUUUCCCUGGUUCCCCCCACGCUCCUGAUUACCUGGAAGGGCCAUCUGGAGAGUGUGGCAGAUAUCCUGUAUGUAGACAACUUGCAGCUGAUUAUCAGUGCUGGCCAGGACCGCGAUGUCAAGACUUGGAAACUCUCUGGUGAUGCCGUUGGGACGUUUGGCCUGAGCAUUUGGAAAAAGGUCCAGCAUGCCACGAUGGAUGGUCAAGAACAGAGCACAAGCCUAGAGGAGAAGGCAGAUUCCACAGGCACUGUGCUCAAGGGCUCCCACCUGGAGCUGCAAAAAGCCCCUCUCAGAAGGGAUCUGGCGGAGGCCCUGGCAUACCAGCAGCGGGAGCAGGUGGCCCUGAUGGCAUUCCUAAAUGGGAAGGAGGAGGUGGAGGCUGAGGCCAGGACCCGGCUGCAGAGGAUGGCCCAGAUGUCCCCAUGGGCCCGAGAGUACUCGCUGGAGGACAUCGAGGAGAGUUGGAACCAAUGGGUGUCCAAAGGCAGGCAGGUGAGCAAAGUCGUAGGAGCAGCAUAUAAGCCCAGGAGAAGGCUGCAGACCCACAGAGUCCUGUCUGCCAGUGUGAAUUACAGCUGGAUGAAGCAGCAGAUUUCACCUCAGAUCUACCAGUGUCUUUACUUCAACGAUCUGACACCUGUCCAGCAACCUGACUUCCUGACCAACCGGGCCUCUGACCAGCAGGUCCAGAGUGCCUUUCAGGUGGCCCCUGGCAUCCGGAAGAAUUUGGAGACUGUCAGGAAGCGGACCUUUGUGGACACCCCAGCCGAGGCCCUGGCUACCAUCCCUUCCACUUCCCCAUCUGUGUCCACAGUGACCUCGGCCUCCAAGCUGCCAGCCUCCAACCUACCUGCAUCCCUGAGGCCCAGGUCCUCUGUCCCUUAUAAUAGCUCUGGCAAGUUUCCAUAG